This is a messenger RNA of Venturia canescens, 1926 nucleotides long. Its product is annotated as transmembrane protein 39A. The transcript has 7 exons. The record is from RefSeq and is a predicted model, not a curated record. Bases 444 to 1829 code for a protein of 461 amino acids. Gene Ontology annotation, cellular component: membrane. NCBI's taxonomy places the organism in Eukaryota, Metazoa, Arthropoda, Insecta, Hymenoptera, Ichneumonidae.
UCCUUCGCCCGUAUCUCGUAUCUCCCUUUUGUUUCUCAGUCGGUGUGACGAAUGCGUAAUUCGUCACCAGAGUACGCUGAUUUCUGCGCAAGGAACCGCGAAAUUGCGAAUUCCAUACUAUAUAUAGCAUUUAUACUAAUUGGCGUAGCAAAUAUAAGUAUUGAGUCAAUUGAGUAUUGAAAAAUAAAAAUAACGGAAAAUGAUCGUUCGUUUUUUGUAUCAGUAUUUACACAGUGAUAAAAUUCCAACCUCAAAAGAGCAUUGACUGUUGGACUUCGGAGCUCGAUACAUAUUUUGGACUUUUUAAUGUUUGGAAAUCAUAGAAUUUAACCUAUAAGAGACACUCGGAAGCUUCUCAAUUUCGUUCAGUAGUACUUUUUUCGGGUUCUAUUUUCGUUGAAGAAAAUCGAUUAGACGUAUAAACGAAUGAUAAUUGUAAGAAGAUGCCUGGAGGUCGGAGAAAUCCUGGUGGACGUGGUGGUCCUGGCGGACGAAUGCAAUUUAACGUGUGUCCCACUUCUCAAUCAAGCAAUACGGUUACAAAUGUCAACCCCAACAGUUUAAUCGACGAAAAAAGACUCUGUGAAUCUAUCGGAGGUCGACCGCUGGCUCCUAAACAUGUUCCAAUCCCAGCUGUCCCUGUUGACGGUCAACUCAUGUUUGAAGCACUUUCUUUAGGAAUUUCCAUCGUAGCAGCCUGUCUCCAGCUUCUUAAUCUCUAUAGAACCGUUUGGUGGUUGCCACAAUCGUAUAACGAGUAUAGUCUGAAUUUCUAUUUGAUAGAUCCAUAUCUUUUGGUUUUUAUUGUCACAAUGGUGGCAAGAAGAUUCAUUUAUGCAUUGCUAAGAAGAUUCAUAGAUGCUGUUUCACCAGCAAGAUGGUUACCGGCAGCUCAGAGAAUGAUGAGGAUCGUUCUACUGGUACUGGUAGUCUCCGUACUCUUGUGGUGCCUGUAUUACAUGAGCGAGAGACACAAUUCCAUGAAAGUCUUUUAUCUGUGUUAUCCCAUAUCUGUCUAUUUCCUAAUGUUUGGUGUGAGUAUUGGACCAUUCUUCGAUAUUUCCACUGCUCCGCUCUAUGUGAAAGAAGAUCGGAAGACCAAGUUUUUACUCGAUAAACCACUGCACAAUUGUUCUCUAAGUGCCCCUGCCAUUAGAGCCGAAGUAUCUAGUCUCAGAUCGGAUUUUAAUCGUCGUCUGAAACGAGCCCUCUUUGCGUCGUCUGGAAGCGCGUACGUCUGUGGUAUUGCACCAGUUAUAUUUGUACCUCCGCAUCUACACUUCAAUAUUACAUGGGUCGUACAGCAUAUUGUGCUAUUCUGGCUGGGCCGUUUGAGUGCACAUUUUGCACAGGCAUAUCCAGUGAGAUAUUGUGACGUUUUGCAUAGAGCAGCCUUACAUUUGGGCCGAUGGUCUAAGGUCGAAGGGCGCAAUGUUCAUAUUCCGAUUCAAGUGUGGAACGAUGCGGUAUUAUGGCCUCAUGGAUCCCUCGUUAAGCACAACAAGGAGUUGUACCGUUCCGAAGGACUUUGUACAGCCGCUGAACCCGGAAACUCAAGUCAUUAUAGGUUUCAUGCUUUAUUCAGUAGUCCAACAAUGUUAUUGUGUUCCUUGCUGGGUCUCCAAUUAUUGCUCGUUGCUGUACAGCUGGUAAUACUUGUGCGAACUGUUGAAUGGUACCAGGUAUUAUCGAUGGCGUUACUUUUGGUAACGAAUUAUUAUACUCUCUUCAAACUCGCUAGAGAUUAUCUUGUAUGUUGGAAAGUGUACAGAGCCGAACAAAUAGUACAAGAACGUACGCAAGCUGCCAUAACAACUGUAACUCAAUAAUCCUUCGAGUCAUUUAAUUUUAAGAACUAACCUUAAGGAUUUUUUGUGAUUACAGUGUUUUUCUUGUUUUUUUAUUUAAUAAAUAAAUGAUAAUUUA